AUGACGACGACGAUGAACAUGAAUGCUCAUAAUACAACACCUAGUUACAUGAUUCCUGGUCAUCCUCAACAUGUUAGUUAUGGUCAACCACCACCCAUCUCUGAAAGUCGUAUUGAUAAAGCCUAUGUUACAUCAAUUCGUGGCAUUCUCAAAUUUGCUUGUUUGAUUGCAUCCAGUGUAACAAUUCAUUAUUGUCGACUUCCUGGUCAAGUUGCUGGUGGAGUUAUGGGAAUUUUUGCGUUUAUAUUUUUGGCUGCUAAUGCUGUCACUAUUUUCAUGGCUCGACGCGACGAACCAACGCCUAAUAUAAAUAACAAUGAUAUUCGAUAA
Rotaria sp. Silwood2 is the source of this 330-nucleotide messenger RNA. The record is from the annotation of a GenBank genome assembly. Lineage: Eukaryota; Metazoa; Rotifera; Eurotatoria; Philodinida; Philodinidae.